This is a messenger RNA of Ornithodoros turicata, 804 nucleotides long. RefSeq lists its product as uncharacterized. The record is from RefSeq and is a predicted model, not a curated record. The transcript has 5 exons. The coding region runs from base 1 to 804 and encodes 267 amino acids. Lineage: Eukaryota; Metazoa; Arthropoda; Arachnida; Ixodida; Argasidae.
AUGUUUUCACCAGUGAUGGAGCCAGCCGAUGAGUCAUUCCGCAUGUCUGAAGACGACAGUUUUGAAUGUGGUGUGCCCUCUGCUUCACCAAUUGAUCAGAAGAAGUACAUCGUAUUUGAAGCUCCAUUGUUAGAACUGUUCGAGAAAUGCAGGACUUGCGGUGCGGCGUGCAAAGUGGGCACAGAGGUUCGAGGGACACUUCUCACCGUAAAAGCUGAGUGCCCAAGUGAGCACACUUUAUCUUGGAAAAGCCAGCCAGAGGUGAACAGGAUGGCUGCAGGAAACAUCUUGCUGUCUGGCGCAAUACUUUUCAGUGGGGCUAGUGCAACCAAGGUUCUCCGGUUACUCGAGUCAAUUAAUGUUCAGGUGAUCUCGAAGGUAGCAUACAACACCUACCAGAGAGGGUGCCUACUCCCUGCCGUGACACAGGUCUCGACUACAGAAAGAGAAUGCCUGCUCUCGUCACUUCAAGACAGGAACGUGGACCUUUUGGGUGAUGGCAGGUGUGACUCCCCUGGGCACUCUGCUAAGUACCUCACAUACAGCUUUAUGGAUGCAGCAUCACAGAAGAUCAUCAACUCUGUGCAAAUUCAGGUCGGGGAGUCAGAAGAUAUUAGAUCCAGCAGCCACAUGAAAAAGGCCGGGUUCAUAAGGUGCCUGGACGAAGUGAAGUGCAAGGGCAUCACAGUUGCAUCUAUCACUACUGAUCGCCAUCCUGCUGUCCGAAAGCACAUGCGUGAGAAUGAGCCAACCAUUGUCCAUGGAUUUGACAUCUGGCAUGUUGUAAAAGGUAACAAGAACUAG